ACCUCCCCGUUUGCUUCCAAUGAAGAUUUUCCUGACGACAGGCCAACAAUUUCUGCCGCUAUGAGAAUGAUUUGUGGUGCGUAAUUGGUAAAAAAAAUUGAAUUUCUUCGAACUACAGGACUUUGGGUUCCCAUACCCGAGGAUAUUCUCGCCAAUGCACUUCCCCUUUCAUUUCAUCCAUAAAUAGUGCUGCAUUUUGGUCUGUUAAGCUCCAUUACGGGGAAACACAAUCCAAAACCUUCUCUGCUUACUUCUCAUAGGCUGUUUCUCAUUUCUGUAGCUGGAAAAGUUGUUCGAAAUGGCCGGAAAGAGCAAGGUUUUGAUCAUUGGGGGCACUGGGUACAUCGGGAAGUUCAUUGUUGAAGCCAGUGCGAAAGAGGGUCAUCCCACUUUUGCCCUAGUAAGAGAGAGUGCGUUCUCUGAUCCUGUGAAGGGGAAACUUAUUGACAACUUCAAAUCCUUAGGGGUCCAACUGUUGUACGGGGAUCUUUACGAUCACGAGAGUUUGGUUAAGGCAAUAAAGCAAGUCGAUGUGGUGAUAUCAGCCGUAGGUCACAUGCAGAUAGCAGAUCAAGUUAAGAUCAUUGCUGCCAUCAAAGAAGCUGGGAAUGUGAAGAGAUUUUUCCCUUCGGAAUUUGGGAAUGACGUGGACAGGGUUCAUGCCGUUGAGCCAGCAACAUCAGCAUUUGCAAUGAAGGCUCAUAUCCGCCGUGCUAUCGAGGCUGAAGGAAUCCCUUACACUUACGUGCCGGCUAACUGCUUUGCAGGCUAUUUUCUUCCUAGUUUGUGUCAGGCAGGAGCCACUGCUCCCCCUAGAGACAAGGUCGUUAUCCUAGGGGAUGGAAAUCCUAAAGCUGUUUUCAACCAUGAAGGUGACAUCGGCACCUUCACCAUCAAAGCUGUUGAUGACCCCAGAACAUUGAACAAGGUCCUCUUCAUUAGGCCUCCUAAAAACACCUACUCACUUAACGAGCUUGUUGCCCUGUGGGAGAAAUUGAUUGGCAAAACCCUUGAGAAAACUUAUGUUCCGGAGGACCAACUCCUCAAACAGAUCCAAGAGGCCCCAAUUCCAAUCAAUGUGGUGUUGUCAAUCAAUCACUCAAUCUUUUUGAAAGGCGAUCACACCAACUUUGAGAUCGAACCAUCGUUUGGAUUCGAGGCUUCUGAGCUGUACCCUGAUGUGAAAUAUACCACUGUGGAAGAAUACCUUAGUCGUUUUGUUUGAGAAAAGAACCUUGAACCGUGGCUCUUCUUCUUAAUUAAACUAAAAAUAAUCUGUUCGCCAACGAGAUUUAUGGAGAGUACUAGAGGAGAGUGUGUGUAUGUUUGUUCAUAAGCUUGUUACUACUAUCAUCCCACAGAUUGUGAACCAUGCUGCUCUUCUAAAUUUUCUAUAAAACUAAAAGCCGCUCUUGUAUUUACUUCCUUAUAUAAUUUCCACCAUAAGCAUUGAGUCCCAGGACUGUAAAAUUGCCUGAGUA
Theobroma cacao (cacao) is the source of this 1481-nucleotide messenger RNA. RefSeq names its product phenylcoumaran benzylic ether reductase Betv6-like. The record is from RefSeq and is a predicted model, not a curated record. Gene Ontology annotation, molecular function: oxidoreductase activity. NCBI's taxonomy places the organism in Eukaryota, Viridiplantae, Streptophyta, Magnoliopsida, Malvales, Malvaceae.